AUGGAUGCUGUCGGCAAAGCGAUGACAGUACAACAGCGUGUACGGUGGAUUGAAGGCCUCUUUUUUAACAAGCAAGAAUAUUGCGCUCUCCGCGAAUGGGAAGACGAUAGGCUAGAAUCGGAUCCCUCGAAAAGACAUGACUAUAAACCAGAGCAUCUGCAGAGCGGAGCGAGAAUGUAUGCAUAUGCUGACAAUGUAAGGCGAUCACGUCAACUGCUCGAUGAAUUGUACGAACUCCAUCCGUCCUGGGAUCCUUCUAUUAUAUUACCAGUUUUUCGUGCGCACGCGCGCUCGAAAGGCCGUGAUCACCGCUCCAUGGCCUGGGGUUUGUACGAAAAAAGGCUAAACUUCCCGAUCAAACUAUCAAGAAAGGAGAUGGACGGAUAUUUCAUUGGAUUCAUCGAGGCCCAAGAUCUUCGGCAUGCUAUCAUAGUGUUCAAUAGCAUGCUUAAGGAUGGACACUUGACUGGAAAGCUUUCGGAGAGAAUGAUCAACCGAGUGCUUCGAAAGCUUAAUUUACUGUACCGACUAGGUACAAAUAUCGAGUCAAUGACCAGCAUUGCUCUUUCCGUAAUUUCCAAUCUGCCACGACCUUACCAUCCCCAUCUGUUCGGGGAUUGGUUGAAAGCAGCUGUCAGAGCAAGAGCACCCGAAGCUGCUGCGCAGAUCCUCGAAAUCAUGUUUCAACGGGGUACCACGCCAAGAACAAUACAUUUCAACCUAUUCCUUCGCACUCUCUUGCGAUCGGAAAAGAGGCAACAUGACCUGAAAGCGGAAAAUAUUGGUUGGGAAAUGGUUGAUCAAUGCGACAAGACCAGUCCGCCCGAAGCCCCCCAUAUCAACACUGCUGAUGCGAUAGUUUCUUAUGGCAAAGCAGAUCAAGAAGGCCGCAAUAACAAAUCCCUGGAAAGGAUCACACCAAGAGCCAACGUAGUCACCUUUGGGCUGCUUAUGCUUCGCCAUUCCAAUCUCUCACAGUGGGAGCACGUGGAAUACUUAAGCCGACGUCUCAGAGAGUUAGGUAUUCCGCCGAAUGUGGAUGUACUGAAUUCAAUGAUCAGAUAUUAUAGCGCAAGGGGAAACUACAACAAAGUGUGGGAGACGUACAAGACUAUGACUCACGUGCCCAACAACAAUGGCGGUGUCUUCCCCAAUGGUAUGACGUUCAGGCUACUGUGGCGGACGCUUCGAAUCGCCCUUGGCGACAAGAAUAGGAAAGAGAAUAUCGAACUGCCGAGCCCUCGGUAUCUUCUUGCUGAAACCAUCCGUUGGACUGACAUGGUUCGCAGUCGAUGGGAUGCACAGCGAUUCCGUGAAGGACUUGCAGCAGAAAAUCUAGAGGCAAUCAGCACUCUCGUCAUGCACUGUUUCAGUUACACAGAUGAUCUCGCUGGCUCUAUUGUUGCUCUGUAUGCUUUGCGUAGACGUUUCGACAUUAUGCCUACCAAAGAGUUGGCCACUGUGCUGCAAACCCACGCCGCUUGGACGGAUUUGCAUUUGGAGACGAAAUCUGUUCGGGCACAAUUUUCACUCAGCAAAACUUUUCCAAACAAGAUGCAGCAACUGGGACGCAUCUUCGCAAUUCUGAAGGACGCCCGCUCAAAGCGGUUGAACAUCACCGAUGGCAUCGCUGUAACUUUGAGCAAGGAUGAGCAAGCAGAGUUGAAUCUAAACCUGCUGUCCGAAUUUGUGCGAGUCAUUUCCAAAAGACAGCAUUCCCCUGAAACUAUUGAAGCCAUGAUCGAUCAGGCUAAGAAGGAUGUUGGUUUGCCGACGUUAAAGAUUGGUGACAUGGAUGCUUUUGAAGUCCUCUGA
Aaosphaeria arxii CBS 175.79 is the source of this 1815-nucleotide messenger RNA. RefSeq lists its product as uncharacterized. Lineage: Eukaryota; Fungi; Ascomycota; Dothideomycetes; Pleosporales. Gene Ontology annotation, molecular function: protein binding. The record is from RefSeq and is a predicted model, not a curated record. The transcript has a single exon. The coding region runs from base 1 to 1815 and encodes 604 amino acids.